This is a messenger RNA of Prunus dulcis (almond), 3991 nucleotides long. RefSeq lists its product as uncharacterized. The transcript has 13 exons. The record is from RefSeq and is a predicted model, not a curated record. Lineage: Eukaryota; Viridiplantae; Streptophyta; Magnoliopsida; Rosales; Rosaceae. Bases 342 to 3623 code for a protein of 1093 amino acids.
CCAGGAAAGUAAUUGUACUGCCAUCCCUGCCAGCCUCAACUCUCUAGUGCACUAUUUUUUAUCUGAAACUUCAUCAACCACUAAACAGCCCAACUCAUCCUGUUAAGUCCUUAUCCUUUCACCUCCAUUAUUUUUUCUAAUCUCUCUCUCUCUCUCUCUCUCUCUCUCUCUCUCAGCACACAAAUACAUUUUCAUUUUUCACAGCCAUAUUUAUGAAGUGGUGCCCUGUCCUCAUUGUUCAAAACUCUUCUGUCAAACCCCACAGAUGUCUCUCUUUUGCUUGUAGAUAGAUGUCAGACUCAGACUCACACUGAAUUUAACUAUUUGAGUCUUCAUCUGAGAUGGGUUUGCUUCAUACUUCACGGGCUGUUUUGCUUCUUUGGGUUUUUCCACUAUUGCUUUUGAAAGCACACUCUGAUGGUUCAGAGGUCUCUGUUAAGUUCUUGAAGGCUCCACAUGCAUUCUCUCAUCUGAACUCAGCCACAUUUGCAUUUGAAGCUUUGGUUGGUGGGAAUGCGGCCUCCUGCACAAAUUGUAGCUUCAGUUGUAAGCUGGAUGAUGGGAUGGGUUCAAAUUGUGGAACUAGAAAGGUUUCCUACUCAGGGUUGCAGGAUGGAAAUCAUACCUUUGAGGUCUGCACCAAUGGGCCUCAAGGAAUUGGUUGUGCUUUGCAUAACUGGACUGUUGACACAGUACCCCCAACCGCAUCUGUUACUGCCUCUAGAUCUUUUACGGAUGCUUUAAAUGUUUCUGUUAAUAUUUCUUUCAGUGAAUCCUGUUCCGGUGGAGGAGGCUUUGGAUGUUUGUCUGCGAACACCUGCAAUCUGCUAGUAUAUGGUGCUGGCCAAGUGAUCCCAUCUUCACUCAGUAUUCUUCAGCCAAACCUCAAAUAUUCCGUUCUUGUGGGCUUAUCAUCUUCUGUUCAAUAUGGACGAGUGGUCCUGGUAAUGGAUAAGAAUUUCUGCACUGAUAUUGCUGGAAACAGAUUUGUAAGAACAGAAAACUCAAGAUUCUAUGUACGCAUUGAUAGAAGAAAUGUGUUCGUCAACCUGAGAAUUCCUAUUCCUGAGAGGCUACUUCAGCUUAAUGGUGAAACUAGAACAGUGCAGGCAACUAACAAUUAUAAUAACCUAAAGAUUUAUGUGUACUUCUCAGAACCUGUUCUGAAUUCAUCUGCGCAAAUUUUAAAUUCUCUCAACAUAAGUCAGGGAUCACUUCUCCCUGCUAGCGGAAAUAACACUGGGAAUCGCAGAUUUGGCUUUGUGGUUGCAAACAUGUCUAGCAUUGCUAUCAUCACAGUGAGCCUCAAUUCAAACUUGAUAAUAAGUAGACAAGGGACUCCAGUUUCUCCAAUCUCACCAGCAACUUUCCUAUUUGAUUCAAAAAGGCCUACUGUGAAGUUGAGCACAACCUCAAGUAUGAGAACAAGAGAACACAAUAUUCCCAUAUUAAUAAAAUUCAUGAAGCCUGUAUUUGGCUUCAACUCUUCCUCUUUAUCACUAUCUGGUGGGCGCUUACAAAGUUUUCAUGAAAUAAGUAGGAGCACAUAUGUUGUCGAAAUAGAAGCAGUUGACGAUAUGGUUUCUGUCAAUGUUCCUGAAAACAUAUCUGGGGAUGUUGCUGGAAACAAAAAUCUAGCUUCAAAUAUUCUUCGUGUGACACACUAUUCAGUGCCUUUGAUAGCUUCUGUCAUAUCUGCAUUUGCUACUGCUCUUUUUGUGGUGACAUCCCUAGCUGCGGGGCUGCUUUCUAUUUCAACUGCAAGCCUUCAAUCUCUUUGGUCAUUUAGCAGACAAUCUUCUUUGGCAUCUGAUCCAGCAAGAAAUCUUUUUAGAAUUGCUUGUCAUAUUCAAGUUUUUGCACUCUCUAGAUGGUUGGCAGUUACAUUGCCAGUUAAUUAUUAUGAAUUAGUAAGGGGUUUACGGUGGAGUAUUCCCUACUUUAGUCUCCCAUGGGAAGCUGGGAAUGGCUUCCCAGUCUCUAGUCCUUUCACCAGUUCAAGUUCCUACAUGACCGAGAAUCAUGGUUCCGAAGUUUUCCAAAGCAAGCAACUCGAAAAAGAGAUUUUCAGUAAGGAUACUUCACUAUAUGGGUUACCACUUACUCCAACGGAAUACAGAACCUUUUUUGAGUUGGACAGUGAAAACAUCAAACCUGAAGCUGACUAUAUCUCCAAUCCUUAUAGCUCGAACAGUAGGUGGAGGAAUUUCGACAGGACCAUGUUCUGGUUAGCUGUGAUUUGUGGUACUUUGAUUCUGUUACAUGUUUUAGUCCUUUUUAUCCUGAAAAUGAGGAAGAAGAAUUCAGAGAAGCAGAGCUCUUACGGAGCACUCACAUUCCCCAGAUUUGAAAUAUUUCUUGUAAUACUUGCAUUGCCUUGUAUCUAUGAGGCCUCUGCUGCUCUAGUUAGAGGAGGAAUGCCAUCUGGGGUUAUAGUUGGCAGUCUGUUGUUGGUUAUCACCUCUUUUCUGCUGCUAGCCUUGCUCUUUUUCCUCUCAGUUGGCAUUACGUUUGGAAAGUUCCUUCAAUACAAGGAAGUGCAUCGAGAAGGCCUGGAAUUUCACUGGUAUCAAGAGCUUGUCCGGGUGACCCUCGGUCCAGGCAAAAGAGGCCAGUGGACAUGGAAAGGUCAACCAAACUCUGUUUAUCUAAUCAUUUUUGGCCCUCUGUUUGAAGACCUAAGAGGCCCCCCAAAGUACAUGCUCUCUCAGAUUUCUGGGGGCAAUACCCAGAAGCAUGGUGAAAGUAUCAUUGCCUCCGAUGAUGAAACAGAAGAUGCAGAAGCACCCUUUAUCCAAAAGGUGUUUGGAAUACUCAGAAUAUACUACACACUGCUAGAGUGUUUGAAAAGGGUUGCGGUUGGGGUUAUGGCUGGUGUCUACAUGGACAAAUGGCCUUCUAAAACUCCCUCAGUUGCCUUAUUGUGCAUCACCUCUUUUCAGCUUUUCUUCCUUGUUCUCAAGAAGCCUUUUAUCAAGAAAAAGGUUCAGCUGGUUGAGAUCAUCUCCAUUUCCAGUGAAGUAGGUUUAUUUGCAACUUGCUUGGUUCUCUUGGAGAAGGAAUUUUCAGCCGGCGACAAGACUAAAGUUGGAAUUUUCAUGCUAUUUCUGUUCCUAGUUGGAUAUGUAGCACAGAUGAUCAAUGAAUGGUAUGCAUUGUACAAACAAACAUUGCUGCUGGACUCUGCUGAGAAAUCCUUCUUAACAGGUUUGAAAUUAGCUUCAAUCGGAUGCCUCUUGUUAUUCAUCCCACAGAGAUUGAUCAAGACCCUGGAAGAAAAGUUCCAAGUGGAAAGCAAGUUCCAAGUGACUCAAAAUGCAGAAGGAGCAACAAGGGAUCCUAGUUCUUCCACCGGUGGGUACCGGGGCGCCGGGAAUCGGAGCUUAGCUGGCACGGAUAAACCGUGGCUAAAGCAACUAAGAGAGCUGGCAAAGUCCAGUUUUAGUAAAGAAGGGAGUGGAGUUACAAAUGAUCCUUCAAGUAGUCACACUCGUCCUAGAUGGAGUGGUUUUUGGAGCGCCAAGAGGAGUGGUAGCUCUUCAACUCCAAAUUCUUCUGUUGAUUUCAAAUCAAAACCAACAGGGUUGUACAAAGAUUUAGAGGCCAUUUUUGCAUCGAAGUGAGACAACAGAGUUUUUCCAACAGCAAGAUCCUCCAAAUUGUUUUGCAAUUGCUUCUCUCUCAAGUCUCAACAGAUGAUGUAUAGUUUGACGAAUGCACCUAACUACUAGUUAUUGCUAGGAUUGGAUGAUGAUGGGUUCAAGGGCAACAUGACUCUCACAAUGACUGGUUGAGAUACUCUUAUUUGUAGUGGAAAAGAUUGAUAUAAACAGUGAGCUUUGGAGCUUGUAUUCCAUGCGUUUUUAGUUAUGCAGCAUACCAGCUUUGUAUGAGGGAAUUGUUAACCUUUUAAACGAGGUCGUUUUGGACAUUAAGCACAAUAUCAGCAUACAAAAUAUGUCACUGUAUGCUCACUGGUCUAAGAAAAAAA